AAGAAGAUAACAAGAGUACAUAAACGGAGAGGAGAUCCAACCUAGGGCACGCGGCCGCUUCGUCCCCUCCCCACCACCCCCAAAUCGAAGCCCUAAAUCGAUCGAUUGGAGCAAAACCCUAGAAUUCCCCCAUGCUCAGAGCUCCAGUCGCGCAACCCUAACCAGAUCCUUCGAGCUGCCUCAUCUCAAGGUAAGUACUUCGUCUUGUUGAAGAGAAACAAGCGAGGAUGAGCGAGCCUUCCAAAGUGAUUCAUGUUCGGAACGUAGGGCACGAGAUAUCGGAGAGUGAUCUUCUCCAGUUGUUUCAGCCAUUCGGCACCGUCACAAAGCUUGUAAUGUUACGAGCCAAAAAUCAGGCUCUUCUCCAGAUGCAUGAUGUGGCUUCUGCUGUAAACGUCUUGCAAUACUACACUACAGUUCAACCUAGUGUCAGAGGAAGGAAUGUUUAUCUUCAAUUUUCUUCUCACCAGGAAUUGACAACUGUUGACCAAAACUCGCAAGGACGGAAAUCUGAUCAGGAUUCGCAACCCAAUCGAAUCCUCUUAGUAACAAUUCACCACAUGCUCUAUCCCAUAACAGUGGAAGUGCUGCAUCAAGUCUUUUCUCCUCAUGGGUUUGUGGAGAAGAUCGUCACUUUUCAGAAGUCAGCUGGUUUUCAAGCCCUUAUCCAGUAUCAAUCACGCCAGAGUGCUAUACAAGCGAGAAGUGCUUUGCAAGGGCGGAAUAUUUAUGAUGGAUGUUGUCAGCUAGAUAUACAGUUCUCGAAUCUCAACGAAUUGCAAGUCAAUUACAACAAUGACCGGUCUAGAGAUUUCACAAACCCGUCGUUGCCCACUGAACAACGAGGUAGACCCUCACAGCCUGGUUAUGGUGAUGCUGGAGGUUUAUAUGGGCUCCAAGGACCUAGUGCUAGAGUUGCGUAUGGCCAGAUGGGCAAUGCCGCAGCAAUUGCAGCUGCUUUUGGUGGAGGAUUGCCUCCUGGAAUAAGUGGUACCAAUGACAGGUGCACAAUCUUAGCCACUAAUUUGAACACUGAAAAGAUUGACGAGGACAAGCUUUUCAAUUUGUUUUCUUUAUAUGGCAACAUUAUAAGAAUUAAGAUCCUUCGCAAUAAACCGGAUCAUGCGCUUGUUCAGAUGGCUGAUGGGUUUCAGGCUGAACUUGCUGUACACUUCUUGAAGGGAGCAAUGCUAUUUGGGAAGAAAAUAGAGGUGAAUUUCUCCAAGUAUCCGAACAUCACGCCUGCUCCCGACACCCGUGAAUUUGCCAAUUCUAACCUUAACCGAUUUAGCAACAAUAACGCGGCAAAGAACUACCGAUAUUGCUGCGCCCCGACGAAGAUGAUCCAUGUUUCCGCCCUCCCGCAAGAAAUCACGGAGGAUGACGUCAUUGCCCACCUAAGUGAGCACGGCACCAUAGUCAACAGCAAGCUCUUCGAGGUGAACGGGAAGAAGCAAGCCCUAGUUUUGUUCGAGAACGAGGAGCAAGCGACUGAAACCCUAGUUUGCAAGCAUGCGACCUCCCUCGACAGAUCCGUCAUUCGGAUUUCCUUCUCCCAACUGCAGAGUAUUUAGAGAUCCCUCUGAAAGUAAACAUGUGAGAUCAAUGUUGAAGGCUCUCCCUAUCUUCUUUCCUGUUCUUUCUCCACCUUGUACUUUAUGUUAUCACCAAGAACAUUGGAUGCGGGAUUAGAACAACAGCAUAAUUUGGCUUUUCUUUUUUGUUUCCCUGUUUAUGUGGAUUUCUGCGAUAAUUGCGGGACUGUUGCACCUUUAAGUGUGUUACCUUUUUUGUGUUCUA
This is a messenger RNA of Ananas comosus (pineapple), 1800 nucleotides long. Its product is annotated as polypyrimidine tract-binding protein homolog 3. NCBI's taxonomy places the organism in Eukaryota, Viridiplantae, Streptophyta, Magnoliopsida, Poales, Bromeliaceae. The transcript has 15 exons. Gene Ontology annotation, molecular function: mRNA binding. The record is from RefSeq and is a predicted model, not a curated record. Bases 228 to 1574 code for a protein of 448 amino acids. Gene Ontology annotation, cellular component: nucleus. Gene Ontology annotation, biological process: regulation of RNA splicing; mRNA processing.